Messenger RNA from Oryctolagus cuniculus (rabbit), 737 nucleotides. The record is from RefSeq and is a predicted model, not a curated record. Lineage: Eukaryota; Metazoa; Chordata; Mammalia; Lagomorpha; Leporidae.
AGCCAUAAAAUGUUGCACAACUCUAGCAGUCUACUUGCAGGCCGCUUUCCAGAGGUUCAGCUGCCGGGGUCUGGGACACCCCAGCCCCACGCCAGCGGCCCAGGGAACCCGCAGAGGAGGAGAGGGGCAGCCCCAGACCUGGGGAGGCCCCGGGGCGGCCCCGCCCCCGUCCCCGUCCCGGACAGGCCCCCGCUUCGCCACGUCCACACAGGCCCGCCCCCAGGAGGGGAGGAGCCGGCGACACCGCCUUCCUUCCUGACCUGCGCGCACAGCCCGCCGCCUUCGGCACCUGCUCGGUCUGUAGUCCGGCGCCAGCUCCUGAAAUUGAGCCCGGGGAAGUGAAGCAACAGCCGCAGCGCCGAGCCCGGCGAACCGAGUCCCCGGCGAUGUCUGCAGCCCCACGCGGCGGCCCCGUGAGCGCGCGCGGCCGGUUGCUCGGCCUGCUCCUGCUGCUGCUGUGCCCGGCGCAGGUGCUUCCCCAGUCCUGUGUUUGGUAUGGAGAGUGUGGCAUUGCCUCCGGAGAUAAGAGAUACAACUGCCAAUAUUCUGGCCCGCCAAAACCAUUGCCCAAGGAUGGCUACGACUUAAUACAGGAACUCUGUCCAGGAUUUUUCUUUGACAAUGUCAGCCUCUGUUGUGAUGUGCAGCAGCUUCAAACACUGAAAGACAACCUGCAGCUGCCGCUACAGUUUCUGUCCAGUAGGGUGAUACCAGGCAAACAGAACCGUGGGUUUCAG